Molecule: messenger RNA, 627 nt
Organism: Ylistrum balloti
Lineage: Eukaryota; Metazoa; Mollusca; Bivalvia; Pectinida; Pectinidae
Exons: 2
Coding region: 144-623 (159 amino acids)
Source: RefSeq, a predicted model, not a curated record
AUUCAUACGAAACAUGGAAAUAUGUAGAGUACAAAAAGAAAGUAUACAAUAGUGCUGUGAUUUUUACUUUUGGUAUUCAUAUACCAUUUUAUUGGGUAAUAUUUUCAUUUUAACUCUGUGUUGGAUUGACCGAGAGGAACACCAUGUUUAUCUGUGUUAAGUACGGGGACAACGAGACCUUGAUAUGUAACCCCAUGUGUGCUGUCAUCAACCUCCUCAACAGCAUUAAACGACGGGCGGGCUAUGGAAACACAAACGUCACUGUGGACCUUUCUGACGAAACUGGCUUGGUGAAAGAACUGGACAUGCACAAACAUGAAUAUGCAAAUAAGUUUCUAACAUCACAUGGUACGUACAUCUUGGUACAGAAGGAACUGAUGCCGGACAAUGUGUCUAUAGACUCUGGGUCGACGCCAUUACCGUCCCAGUAUCAGUACACACCGUUGUUACAGGAGUUAGAGGAACACUUUCCUAACUACAAACUUCACGUAGAAAAUCUUCAACCCAAGGUGACUAGAAAGCGGACGGGCAACAAAUCUCCGAGUCCGGCCGGAAGGUACAGUUCCAAAUCCAAAAAAACGGAAGGAUUGUCAAAAAGAGCGUCGUCAAAGAAACGGCAAUGAUGUU